GUUAGUUGCAUUGUUUUUUGCACAUUUCUUUCAAUAUUUUCCUUUAAUUUGAUAGCAACUUCUAAAAGCGCAUCAGCGGCGAUUCGCCCUAGCAGAUCGGCGGCGUCAGCCUUCCGGGCGUCCAGCGCCGGCCUUCCCCACACUCCAUCUGCCGCCGGCGAAUUGACUCGCUCAGAUCUCGCCGCUGCUAUCGGCCCUAAUGUUCCCCAGUGGCAGCAACAUCUCUUCUUCCACUCUGUUCUCUGCAUCCCGCCCCUACUCCUCUUCUACCCAGCUAUAGCCCUCGGGUAGUCCCCCUUGGCUCAACACAAACUCUAUAUAUCUUUAAUGACGCUGAGGAAAACUCCUCUUCCUCGGCUUGUCCUUGACAAUGUCUCUUGCAUGAGAAAUGCACAACAGAUUCUCCGCCAUGUCAAUGCUACUGUUCACGAUGGAUCAGCUCUCGUUCUAUCAGGUACCAAUGGCUCAGGAAAAACUACUUUGCUGCGCAUGUUAGCUGGCUUCAACAAACCAACUGCUGGGCAGGUGCUGUGGAAUGGCCACGACAUCACUAAAUCAGGUGUUUUCCAUCAGUACAAGCUUCAGCUGAACUGGCUCGCACUCAAAGAUGGCAUCAAGGAUAAAUUCACAGUCCUGGACAAUGUUUUAUGGUUCGAGCUUCUCGAAGGAAAGGAAGGGAAUUCACUGCCUGCCCUAGAGCUUAUGGGGCUGGGGAAGCUAGUUAAUGAGAAAGCAAGAAUGCUGUCCAUGGGACAGCGGAAAAGGCUGCAACUUGCGAGGUUACUAGCUAUGGACAGGCCAAUAUGGUUGCUUGAUGAACCUUCAGUCGCGCUGGAUGGUGAAGGCGUGAAGUUGCUCGAGUAUAUCAUCCACGAACAUAGGAAGAAAGGGGGGAUUGUCAUUUGCGCCACGCAUCUUCCUAUUGCAAUGGAGGAUCCCAUGGUUUUGAGGUUGCCACCAAGGUUCCCCAGAAGGAUGACUUUAGUCGACAUGCUCGAUCGCGGUGGACCUGAUUGAAACUUGCAAGAUUUGCAUGUUAUUUUAGUUCAUAAACCUGUAGCUGUGCUCGUGAAAAACUCACGUUCGUGUGCAAUAGCCUGUGAAUUACGUAAGAUUGAUAAACAUUACUUGGAAAACCAGGUGAGUGAGAUUUAAACAUAUGACAUUUAGCCUCAGCGGUAGCUUAUAAAUUCACCCCUAAUGUUCUUAGCUGCAAAAGUUCUUAAUUGUUUUGUGUGCAAUCUCACAAUUCCAUUAAACUGCAUAUCCCUAUCCUUCAGUCAGUCUUGUCUUAUGCCUUUUCACUCCACUCGAGCAUUUGCUUCUUUCACCAUGCUUCGUUAUUGAUUGAAUUAAGUUACACGUUAAUAUAGUGAAUGAGAUCCCUUGCGACGAUGAUCAUUUUAGGCCUAAGGAAGUAGAUCUACUUGUCUUCGCUCGUCAUAGUUCUCAUGAAAUUCCUUUAAGAUUAUGUUGCACUCACUCAUGUUGCUGAAAAUAUUUUUUUGCUAACACUAGUUCUUUGUUUCCAACCCAUUAAGCAGGUCUGCUGCAUUCAGUUUUCUGUGGUUUUUUGACUCUAUACAUAGUUCAUGGUAACUUUUGUAAUAGAAUAUGUUGGUUAUUUCCAGAUCCCAGGAACUAGAGCUAUUCGGUCUGUACUCUCGCAUAUAAAUGAGGGCAUUAUGUUCACCAUGAAA
Salvia hispanica is the source of this 1700-nucleotide messenger RNA. NCBI's taxonomy places the organism in Eukaryota, Viridiplantae, Streptophyta, Magnoliopsida, Lamiales, Lamiaceae. The record is from RefSeq and is a predicted model, not a curated record.